GUUUAGGAUUUUUGUUAUACGGUUAUGAAAAGAUAUAUUUUUAACUUUAUUAACUUUAGGGUUGGUCAAGUUCAUAUAUAUAGAUAUAGUUUAGUUGACCUUGGGAUAUAGAACAUGUCAGCUUCUUUCAAGUGGGCUAUAUAUUCAAUCGUAUAUUCAUAAUUGUGUACAGAGAACGAGAAUCUAUAUAAGCGCCACAUAACUCUUCCUUCUACUGCUCUCCACAAAGUAUCGUAUAUAUAUUUUGUACUGUUCAAGUUCUUCGCUCGUCAUCUCUUUUACUACUGGAAUAAAUAUCUUAAUAAUAUUGUGCAUUCAAAAUGAGUGGAAGAGUUGGUGAUGAAAUUCAGAUGAAUGAAACAGCAGAUGGUGAGUUAUCGAUUGGGCCAUUACCAUACAUCCACAAGCUUGGGAAACCUCCUAAGCAAAAUCUCCUCAAAGAAAUCAUCACUGCUGCCAAAGAGACCUUCUUUUCGGAUGAUCCUUUGCGCUCUUUCAAAGACAAACCCAAGUCAAAAAAGUUUGUGCUCGGUGUCCAAGCUGUUUUUCCUAUUAUUGGUUGGGCUAGGAACUAUAGUCUCUCCAAGUUUAAAGGAGAUCUCAUUGCUGGACUCACCAUUGCUAGUCUUUGUAUUCCUCAGGAUAUUGGCUAUGCAAAGCUUGCUUAUCUGCCUCCUCAAAAUGGAUUAUAUAGUAGCUUUGUUCCACCUCUUGUCUAUGCUUUUAUGGGGAGCUCUAGAGACAUAGCCAUAGGGCCAGUGGCUGUGGUGUCUCUGUUGCUUGGUGAUCUUCUGCAGGCUGAGAUUGAUCCGAAUGAUCUCAUUCCCUAUCGACGUCUCGCUUUCACAGCAACAUUCUUUGCUGGACUCACUCAAUUGGCACUAGGUUUUUUCAGAUUGGGGUUCUUGAUUGAGUUUCUAUCCCAUGCUGCCAUUGUUGGGUUCAUGGGAGGAGCUGCCAUUACAAUCGCCCUUCAGCAGCUCAAAGGUUUGCUUGGCAUAAAAAAGAAUUUCACAAAGAAGACAGAUAUUGUCUCUGUUUUGCGUUCAGUGUUUAACUCCGCUCAUCAUGGGUGGAAUUGGCAGACUAUAGUAAUUGGGGUGACAUUCUUGGCUUUUCUUCUGGUCGCCAAACACAUUGGAAAACGAAACAGAAAGUAUUUUUGGGUGCCGGCUAUCGCUCCUAUGAUCUCUGUUGUGGUGUCCACUUUUUGUGUCUACAUAACUCGUGCUGAUAAAGAUGGUGUUCAAAUAGUGAACCAUAUUGAAAAGGGUAUAAAUCCAGUCUCAGCCAAUGACUUAUUCCUCUCCGGAGAAUAUGUUGGCAAAGCCUUUAGGAUAGGCGUUGUUGCUGGUAUCAUAGCGCUAACCGAAGCAAUAGCAAUUGGAAGAACAUUUGCAACCAUGAAGGACUAUCAAAUUGACGGUAACAAAGAAAUGGUGGCAUUAGGAACAAUGAACAUUAUUGGCUCUUUGACAUCUUGUUAUGUAGCUACAGGGUCGUUCUCUCGGUCGGCUGUGAACUACAUGUCAGGGUGCCACACGGCUGUGUCGAACAUCGUAAUGGCUGGUGUUGUGUUCCUAACGCUAGAGCUGAUCACGCCGCUAUUCAAGUACACACCCAAUGCCAUCCUCGCUUCCAUCAUUAUUGCCGCCGUGGUCAAUUUGCUCGACUAUGAGGCUGCCAUUCUCAUAUGGAAGAUCGACAAAUUCGACUUUGUCGCUUGCAUGGGAGCUUUCUUUGGUGUUGUUUUCAUGUCUGUUGAGAUUGGUUUACUAAUUGCGGUUUCUCUAUCUCUUGCUAAAAUUCUUUUGCAAGUGACGAGGCCACGAACUGCUGUACUAGGAAAACUACCGAGGACUAGUGUGUACAGGAACACCCUUCAAUACCCAGAGGCAAGGAAGAUUCCUGGAGUUUUGAUUGUCAGAGUUGACUCUGCUAUAUACUUCUCCAAUUCUAACUAUAUUAAAGAGAGAAUUUUGAGGUGGUUAGCUGAGGAAGAAGAGCUAGUGAAUGAAAAUAAUUUGCCAAGAAUUCAGCACUUGAUUGUGGAGAUGUCGCCUGUAACUGACAUUGACACCAGUGGCAUCCAUGCUUUGGAAGAAUUAUACAAAAACCUUCAGAAGAAAGAGGUUCAGCUUGCUCUAGCAAAUCCGGGUACGAUUGUGAUGGAGAAGCUUUACGCGUCAGAAUUCGCAAACGAGAUUGGAGAGAACAACAUCUUUCUUUCUGUUGGAGACGCUGUUCACGUCUUUGCUCCAAAAACUAGUAACACAGAAGAACCCUGAUCCCAAUUUAAUGCAUAAAUCUUUUACCAAAAAAGAAUAAUAAUAAAUUAAUACAUAAUUCUCUUAUAUAUCAUAUCUUUAUAUAUAUGUUUAGUAAAGUGUAAUCUUAAACGUACAUGGCUUGAUUUUGAACCCCCAUUAGUCUUUUAUUUAGUGAUUGUGAAUUUGUGAGAUAUAUUUCUUUUUUAUUAUA
This is a messenger RNA of Cannabis sativa, 2481 nucleotides long. RefSeq names its product sulfate transporter 1.2-like. The record is from RefSeq and is a predicted model, not a curated record. The transcript is spliced from 14 exons. Gene Ontology annotation, cellular component: membrane. NCBI's taxonomy places the organism in Eukaryota, Viridiplantae, Streptophyta, Magnoliopsida, Rosales, Cannabaceae. The coding region runs from base 321 to 2288 and encodes 655 amino acids. Gene Ontology annotation, biological process: transmembrane transport.